AUGGACUUCACCAGAGAGGAGUGGGCACAGCUGACCCUAGCUCAGAAGACCUUCUACCGAGACGUGAUGCUGGAGAACUACCGGAAUCUGGUGGCCCUGGGACACCAGCUUUCUAAGCCAGAAGUGAUCACACAGUUGGAGCAGGAGGUGCAGUGGACAGCAGAAAGCAGCAGGCAGCUGGACACUGUUACAGCCAAAGCUGAGGAGCUGUUGGAUCAGAUAGUCCUCACAGGAGAAAAACCCUACUUGUGUGAUGAAUGUGGGAGAAGAUUCCGCCACAGAAUGCACCUCAUUGAACAUCAGAGAAUCCAUACAGGGGAAAAGCCUUUCAUGUGUAACGAAUGUGGGAAAGCCUUCAGGCUGCCAUUAUCCUUUAAGCAUCACCUGAGAAGCCACACAGGAGAGAAACCCUACAAGUGUAAUAAUGAGUGUGGUAAAGCUUUUAGUCAAAGCUCGACCCUCACUGAGCAUCAUAGACUUCACACUGGAGAGAGACCCUAUCAAUGUAGUUUUUGUGGGAAAGCCUUCACAGGUCACAAAAGGACACAUACAGGAGAGAAACCCUAUGAGUGUAUUGAAUGUGGGAAAGCCUUCAGCUUGAGUGCAUACCUUAAACAACAUGGGAAAAUCCACAGCCAUGAGAAAUUGUGGCACCAGCUUUCUAAGCCAGAAGUGAUCACACAGUUGGAGCAGGAGGUGCAGUGGACAGCAGAAAGCAGCAGCCAGCUGGACACUGUUACAGGUGGGGUGAACAAAUGUGUAAUGAAAAAGACAUCACUCAAGCAGAACGCAUCUGAUGAAAAUCAGCCCCAUGAAGUUAGAACGGAAAAACUAACAGGGGUCUCUUUCGAGUACUCCAUCUUAGGAGGACUCUGGGAUUUUGAUUAUCCGUUAGAAUUGAGCCAAGAAAAGCAGCAGAAGCAUUUGGAACAGAAUCUUAGUGAAUGUGGAGAGACAUUCAACCAACAUUCAGCUGCUAAUCAACCUCAGAUAGUCCUCACAGUGGAAAAACCCUACGUGUGUGAUGAGUGUGGGAGAAGAUUCCGCCACAGAAUGCACCUCAUUGAACAUCAGAGAAUCCAUACAGGGGAAAAGCCUUUCAUGUGUAACGAAUGUGGGAAAGCCUUCAGGCAACAUUCAUCCUUUAAGCAGCACCUGAGAAGCCACACAGGAGAGAAGCCCUACAAGUGUAAUGAGUGUGGUAAAGCUUUUAACCGAAUCACAUCCCUCACUGAGCAUCACAGACUUCACACUGGGGAGAGACCCUAUCAGUGUAGUUUUUGUGGGAAAGCCUUCAGCCAGAGGUCACAUCUUAAUCGGCACAAAAGGACACAUACAGGAGAGAAGCCCUAUGAGUGUAUUGACUGUGGGAAAGCCUUCAGCUUGAGUGCAUACCUUAAACAACAUGGGAAAAUCCACAGCCGUGAGAAAUUGGGUAAGCAGAAAUGUGAGAGAACCUUAGACCGAAGUCCCUUCCCAGUGACACAUAACUCAGGAGAGACAUGAACAUAGAGAGAUGGGAAGUUGUCAAAAAUUCCUUCAUUCAUGAUGAAAUUAUUCAUGGUGGAAAGACAGCUUGCCUACCAGUGAGCUUUUACUGCAUAAAACACAAAUUUAUAAGAGAUUUUAGCUUUUUAUAACAUUCCCAGGAGGUCUUAUACUGAGUAUUAUUACUUUAACAAAUAGAAAUAUGUUGGCUCGUGCUCUGAUUCCAGGGUAAAACCUAAAUAUAGGAAGGAGUGAUGACAUGCCUGCAAUUCUAGCACUCCAGGUUUGUUGUUGCUGUUGUUUUCUUUGUAAUCCUAGCAGCUGGUGGUGGGGAGGAUUAGGAAUUUAGGGGUCCCCUCCACUAUGGAUGGAGUCCAAGGCCAUAUGGGCUAGUUGAGUCCAUUUUUUUUAAGAAAAGAAAAUAGGAAAAAAAACACAAAUCUAAAAGUCAAAAACCUAUAAUCACUAAAUUGUAAAUUUAUUCUAUAAUGCUGCUUAAUUAUAUGAAUAUUGCGUAAAUAAGGUGAUGUUAUAAUAUAGCCAGUUAAAUAAAAUAGAAUAAACAGAAAGAGUAAUAUUU
Molecule: messenger RNA, 2068 nt
Organism: Meriones unguiculatus (Mongolian gerbil)
Lineage: Eukaryota; Metazoa; Chordata; Mammalia; Rodentia; Muridae
Product: zinc finger protein 713-like
Biological process (GO): regulation of transcription by RNA polymerase II
Molecular function (GO): RNA polymerase II cis-regulatory region sequence-specific DNA binding; DNA-binding transcription factor activity
Source: RefSeq, a predicted model, not a curated record